Molecule: messenger RNA, 6469 nt
Organism: Drosophila guanche
Lineage: Eukaryota; Metazoa; Arthropoda; Insecta; Diptera; Drosophilidae
Product: coiled-coil domain-containing protein CG32809
Exons: 18
Coding region: 152-4024 (1290 amino acids)
Cellular component (GO): cytoplasm
Source: RefSeq, a predicted model, not a curated record
UUCUGCUGUUCUACUGUGGCGGUGGCUGUGCUGCUGCUGAGUGCUACGUUAAAUCGCAUCGAACGGUUUUUAAAAGCGGUCGCAUACCACGGCACACACGGCUCUCCCGAUUAAAGGGCACACCUUGAAAGGGACAGAAAACUAGCACAAAAUGUUGAUACGCUGGAAGAGUAAAGAUAAAAGUGCAUCCGCAAAUCAAAAUGCCUGCGGCAGCAACAGUUCAUCAUCAAAGAAGAAACGCAAGGGGCGCGAAGGCGAAGAAGACUGGCAAAAUGAAAACAAAUCCGGACGAAUGCCGCCAAAUGAGCAGGGAGGCGGCGACGAACGACGACGCGCCAUGAGACGCGACGAUCCCAGGCGGCACACAUUGGGCGGCGACAUAAUGGUCUACGGUGGCUCCCAGCAUCCGCACGCACAUCAAAUGGCACCACAACAGCAGCGCGCCAUGGACCUAGAGAUGAGCACACGCGCUCAAAAGAACAAAAAGAAUCAGCCAAUGCGUGGCUAUGCGCCCGUCAAUCAGGGCCCGCUCUUUGAUGACGAUCCGGGCAUCAUGUCCGAGGUGGAGACGGCCAGCACAGGAUUUCGUCGUGGCGGCAAGCAGCGCUCCUCGCUGCCCGUUGUGCGCACCCCCUCGAAGACACUCGAGCGUCCGCUGGGCCUCGUCUUUCUGCAAUAUCGCUCGGAGACGAAGCGGGCACUGCUGCCGAACGAGAUCACCUCCAUUGACACGGUCCGUGCGCUAUUUGUGCGCUCCUUUCCGCGCCAACUGACCAUGUCGUACUUGGAGGGACCGAACGUGAAGAUUUACAUACACGACGCCAGCAAGGACAUGUUCUACGAGCUGGAGGAUGUGCGCUCGCAUCUGCGCGAGAUCCGCGAUCGCUCUGUGCUGCGCCUCUUCGAGUCCACAGAGGUGGCGGCACCGCCGCAAAUCUUGCCCGGCGGCCCUGGCAUACCCCAGCCCCUGCCCCAGGCCCAGGCACCCGCCAACUGGGAUCAGGAUCAAAGCUACUUCAGCGAACCAGAAUUCGAUUCGGACUACAAGCACCAGCACAUACACAAGUCCAAGAUUGGCAAACAGCCGGCGCCCUACUAUGUGGGCUCGUCGCAGACCUUGCCACGCGGCAUGUAUGGCUCAGAACGCAACAAAGUCUCAAUGGGAGCGCCUGUGAAACCACUCAGAUCAGUCAAUCCAAGGGGUAGCAUGGAACCCCUGUUUCCCUAUACCCAGGAUCAGUUAUACAGCAUUCCAGACGGCUAUACCAGCUCUCCGGAGCGCAGCAGCCGCGGCAACUACGAGGAGCCCUACUACAGCCAAUAUGGGACAAGGGGCGCCGUUGUGGCACCCAUCAUAGACGAGGAGCAGAGCGAUGUUGCCCUCACCGAGGAUCAGUAUGCAUUGUACGGCAUCAAGGUGCCGGGUCCCAAUCGGAUGGCGCAUCGCGGCAAUCAGAUCUACGAUCCCUCUAGGCCCGAGGAAUUGCAUCGCAUACGCGUGGAGCACAUGGAGCGACAGUUGGCCAAUCUGACGGGAUUGGUGCAGAAGGCUUUGGUUAAUCAGAAUCCACAAAUUGCACCACUGGCGGUGCCCACGCUGGACUCCAACUAUCUCGUUGUGCCAUCACAGUCGCAGAUGCAAGCAAAUGGCUCCGGGGACGACAUGUAUAUUCGGGAGAAGGCUCCCAAGUUAGGCAAGAACUCGUGCCAGAAAUCCGUGUCCUUUGAGAAAUCAGUAUCCUUUAGCGAUGACAUACAGGGCCACAAUCCCAAGUCCCAUAAUCCAGUACAUGCCGCUGAUACGAAACCUACAAAGCCGGCAAUCAAGUCGUCCACCCUACCACGCACAUCAUCACAAGAGCGUGAUCGCCUGAAGCCCCCUCCGCCGCCCAAGCCGAUUGUGCUGGCCCAGACGGCGCAUCCCAACUACCGUGCGGACAUAACGCUGGCCCCCGAGGUCUACAAUCAUCUGCGUGGGCUGCAAAAGAAAGCCAAGGAUCUGCGCAUGGAGGUGCGCACGCUGCGGCGUCUCUCCCAGGCUCAGGCCGUUGCCGUGCGGGAGGACAUCAAGGGCACAUUUAUGCGGAUUCGGGCCACGCUGCUGGCGAGCAGCGGCAGCUUCUGGGGCCAUCAGGGGGAUCAGGAUGCCACGCGUGUGACGCGCGAGGAGGAGCUGUACAAGCAGGAGGUCAUACGCCUUGAGAAGGAUCUCAGCGAUCUUGAGGCCUCGGUGGAAAAUCUGCGCGGUGAGGUAAUCAAUCGGCGUACACGAGUCAACAUGACCGCUGUCGAGGACAUGGCUCUGGUGUUAAGCCGCGCCAGCAAAACGGUGGCCGAACUCAAGCUCAAGUUUCCAUCUCUAUCGAAUGGCCUACGCUGCAUUCUGUCCAGCGAAAUGGAGAAGGUUGUGCGCGAAGAAAAGUUCCUCAAAGAAGAGCCCGAUCGGUUGGAGUCGGCGCUGCGACGCUGCAAGAAGCUGACUGGCACACUGGUGACGCUUAAACGCUUGGCUAGCGUGCAGGAGCAACGACUGCCGCCCAAUGAGCCGGCCAUUAGCGAAGAGCCACCCAGGUCUGCGGACAUCUCGGCGCCCGAUAAGCCAAUCCCAACACCCAGGAUGGGGUCGUUCGCUAUCAGCGGGGGACUCGCACCCGAAAACGCACUCGAUGCUCUGCUAGACGAGCUCAAGACAUUCUCCAAGCCCAUAGCCCAACAACAGCAGCAGCAGCAACAGCAGCAACAGCAACAGCAGCAACAGCAACAGCAACAAUACGAGAUUCGCCCCGAAGAUUCGGCAUCUGAUGAAAGCGCUAGCGCUGAGGCCGCAGUACAAAGCACCGUCACCACGCAAAUAUCGCAGGCCCGUCUCUACACGGAGGCCAACAUCAAUAUGCAACAGGCAACCACCAGCAGCAUGGUCAUUGCUGUGGCCACCGGCUCUGUGCCAGCACAACGAGGCGUGCUCACCCAUCAGCAGUCACAGUCGCAGUUGCAGCUGCAAUCACAACAGCAGCAGCAGCAGCAGCUGCAGCAACAUCAACAUCAGCAACAGCUCAUGGUGCACACAAAUAUGGGCAGCUUGCGGCGCCUUCAUUCCUAUCCCAGCGAGUCGGACAGCGAAAUACAGUUACCACCACCCACUGGGCCACGACCCAACGAUCCAACUCUGGCCAAUGGUGGCGGGAUCGGCAUCGGCACUGGCACUGGCACUGGCAGCAGCAGCAGCAACAAACCACCCGUACCCGAGCGAAAUGCUGAUCUGAUAACGAAAGUGGGCCACAAACGCAUACCGCCACCACCACCGCCACGCACCAGCUCACGCAGUCCACUGGCCAGUCCAACCAGCCCAAAUGUGCCACAGAACAUGGCUUCCGCACCAGCAGCAGCAGCAGCAUCAGCAGCAGCAGCAGCAGCGGUAGCGGCAGCAGCCAAUGCUAAUUCUAUUGCCCACUCAAAUGCCAAUGUCAAUUCAAUUGGAAUCGAUACGUCGGUUGUCGCCAGUGGCGACACAUCAAGCGGCGACAACUCAAGUGGCAAUGAGUCCGGCAACGAUCAUGUGCAACGCCAGGUGGCACUCGAGAUGCGCCACCAGGAGUUACUUAAGAAGCAAAAGUUGCUGCAAGAGCAGUAUCAGCGUUUGCAGAAAAUGAGCAAGCUUCCGUCGGUCGAUGUUACCUGCCCAUCGUCGCAGGACAUGGCUGCUGGGGCAGGCGGACAUGGCGGCAAUAAUACGUUGCGUAAGCUCGGCAGCGAGACAAAUAUUCAGCAGAAAAUCGCUGCAUUGAGCUUGGCCUGUGAGGCUAGUGGAGCCGCGGCUGCGGCGGCGGCGGCGUCGGCGUCGGCGUCUGCCGCGGCGGCUACCAAUGGUGUGUUGGUCAGUGAUGCUACGAGCGGUGUGAUCGGCGGCGCUGUUGGUGGUGGAGUAGUCGGGUCGUCUGGUGCGGUCGCUGCUGCUGCAAACUCUCAACACUCACAGACAGCCACAACGACCACCAAGCAGGUGUACGAGACGGAGAUACUUUAACACAACUGGAAAUUGGCGUGGAACGAAACAAAAAUUGACAUUUAAUCAUCACAUCAGUCAUUUUGGUGGCAGUCUCGUCUAACCCGAAUCUAUUCCCAUACGCCCGUGGUCAGAUCUAUCAGUCUAUCCCCAGCUACUACGGCUCAAAUAAUUUCACGUCCAUCAACCAAUGAAUGGAGGCACUAAACCCCGCAUUACCCGUAAUGUGUAAGCAUGGGCAGUAGCCGCCUUACCCACAGCCCACAGCCCAGUACUUGUAUCUAGCAGUUAGCAGCAGUUUCAUUUUCGAACAAACAUAAAUGUAUAAUGUGCAUGCGAUCGAUGUAUGAGCGAACGUGUUAGGUGUUGUCAAAAUGAAAAGGAAAACGAAUACGAACGAAUUUGAAUCGAAAAUCAAAACAAAAAGUACUGUAACACACAUACAUAUAUGUAUGUGUUCGUGGAGGCAACAGGCCACCCACCCCCCAGAAGAUCAAUGUUUUUAUUUAUGCAUUUUUAUGUAUGUUGCCCACAUCUGAUGUACUUGCUGUAUGUCCCCCCCCCCCCCACAUUGUUGUUGUUCCGAUGAAAUCGCACAUAAGCUUUAUGAACAUGAAUGAGAUAACCCCCAAAAUGAGAGCACGAGUAUAAUGCACCAGCCUCUGUCCGUCUGUCAGUGAGCAAGCGAGGGCAGAGCAGAGCAAAGAGACGCAGCUGAGCGGAAUGGAACGGAGCGAAGAACGAAGAAUCCAAGCAAGCGCUAAGCUUCACAGUAUAUCCGAGCAGAUAUCAUAAUCAGAAUCAGAUUUGCAUGCAUAUUUUAAUCUGUGUCCUGUGUCUGUGUUUAGAUGUUAAUGUAGCCAAUGUAGCUAGCUGUCUUAGCACUCAUUUAGGCCAGGAAAGGACGCAUGUUCCCACACACACACACACACACACAGCCGUACACGUAGUACACACAGCAAUUCCUCAUCCAAAACGUAUAUACGCAAGGCACAGCACGGCACACAAGAACACACAUUAUAACUAAUAAUUAUUAUGCAUAUGUAUGUACAGGAUCUACGUAUGUAUGUAUGUACGUUACAAAUAUGUCGAAAAAACAAAAAGAUUUUUAUUAUUACCUUGGCAUGGGACGUGAGACUGAUAGUUCUAUAUAUAUAUAGCUCAUCAAGAUACAAAAACGAAAAAACAAACAAAAAAUAAUGAAAAUAUUUUACUUAUUUUUGUUAUAGAAGGCAACUAGCUAAUUUUAUCCCAAUAUAUACGAGUAUAUUAAAAAACAAAACAAAAAAGAAAACAUCAGACACCAUACACCAAACCAAACCAAACCAAACACCACGCCACAAAUACUCCUUCCAAAAAGGGCCUUAAGUUGGAUCAAGAUCAAGAUUUGGAAUGGGUGUGGCCUAUUUUGGACUACCAAAAAUGUUAUUUGUUUAACGAUGAUGCGCCUAUCAAAUGGGCAACACAUAUGUAAAAAUGUAACCGAAGGCAUUUACCGCAUUAAACCGCAACAUACCGUAUGGAAUGUGUGUUGAGUCUGUCCAUAUCCGGACAGACCGGACAACGCCGAUACUUUUUGAAUAAUUUCAAUCAAUCAUUCCUUAUCGUUUUUAAUCGUGAUCAGGCGGUUCGGGUUAAGCCCUGACUGCAUAUCUUUUUUAGCAAAUGAAAAUGUUUUUUGUUUUGUUUUUUAAAUAGUUAAUUGAGAAUUGUUCACCAUAACACCCUAGCAUGCCUGUACGUGCAUGGCGGGGGGUGGGCUCAUAGGGUCAAUGGGAUGGUUAUAUCUUGUGCACAAUCAUAGAUUUUUGUAUUGUACGUGUUCUUUCAGUAUUACAUUUCAGUAUUAACGAAAGUUUAUUUACAACUUAUACUCAUAGUAUAACACACGAAUUAAGAGAAAUUUGUUGCACCUAAACCAGAUUCAAAUAUGGAUUAUGUAUCUAUCAAUUACGAGUUAAAUAUGUAAUACACAAAUCAUUCCCCAUUAUCAUUGUUCGAUUUUUCGAUGUCUAUGAAUAAGGGAGUAUGCAGAGCGCAGCGCCAAUUUCUUUCCUUCCCUAAUUUUGUUUUGUUUUUCGUGAAAACGGAAUCCAACGUCAACGAAUUAUAAAUCCGUUUUCAAGCGUGUGUGUUAGCAUAAGGAAGAACUCAAUCGAAAAUACAUAGAAACACUUUACAAGUAUAACUGAUACUCAUGCUAUAUGAUAAAUGAAUAGAUCUAUGAUAUGUAUGUCUGUAUAUCCAAUAGCUCAAAGUGCACACACAGAGAGAGACAGAGAGAGAGCAAAGUGUGUGAGGCUCUGUGUUUUUUCUAUUAUUUAGUACCCCCAUCCCAACUUAGAAGCUACUGUGCAAUAGACUUGAUUGCAAGAAGACUCAAAUGCCAAAACAUUGAAACCUUAAGGUGCGCCGCUCAAGACAUUACAUAUACACAUACACACACAUAUAUACACUAAAGACAAA